This is a messenger RNA of Orbilia oligospora ATCC 24927, 1944 nucleotides long. RefSeq lists its product as uncharacterized. The coding region runs from base 1 to 1944 and encodes 647 amino acids. The record is from RefSeq and is a predicted model, not a curated record. Gene Ontology annotation, molecular function: spermine transmembrane transporter activity; spermidine transmembrane transporter activity. Lineage: Eukaryota; Fungi; Ascomycota; Orbiliomycetes; Orbiliales; Orbiliaceae. Gene Ontology annotation, biological process: spermine transport; spermidine transport; transmembrane transport. The transcript has 6 exons. Gene Ontology annotation, cellular component: membrane.
AUGGACCCUCCAUACCUACCACCACCUUUACUACAAGUUACCAGCUCUGGCAGUCCUAUUAGCCGUCCCUCUAACGACUCUGAGAUUCGUCUCGAAGGCCCGGAGACAGAGCAUCUCUCCAGUUUUAUCGACCGCUAUUCACCAUCGCCUAAUCUUCGAAAACAGCUCGGAUACAUCUUUCAACCCUAUCCCCAACUCCACUCUCCUUUGUCGACGAGUACGACGGGCUUGGAAAUAGAAGGAGUAGAUUCCCAAACACCUGCAGCUAGUAUCAUUGGAGUGGACCAAGGUGUUAAAUCGGUGCUUUAUAGUACUACUACUGCUACUACUACAGGUGUGAGACGAACUAGUGACCUACCUGGUGUUGACAUUUCUCCUGUUGAAAAUUAUCAUCUUGGAGCCCUUCAGCAUCUGAAGAAGCUUACUCCGGCUCAGCAUAUAGAUAUGGCUGCUCCGGGAGAGAUUAACGAGUGGGCUGGAACACUGCCGUUGGCUGCUGACCAACAUAGUGAAAGCCUCGAGUCCAAAGGACAGUUGGUUGACCCGGCCGAUUUGAGUUUUGAUGGGCCGGACGAUAAAAGAAAUGCUAGGAAUUGGAGUUUGAGGGAGAGGCUGAGCUUCGGGGCAAGUGUAUAUGCUCCUGCCGUAUUCGCGAUCCAGCGGGAAUACGGCGUUACCUUGACUCAAGCAUUAGCUGGGAUUACCACUUAUGUUCUGGGAAUGGCUUUUGGACCAUUGAUUGCUGGCCCUAUCUCGGAAAGCGUUGGACGCCGCGCUGUCUACUUCGUUGCUCUGCCAAUUGCAGGUGCUUUCACCCUCGGUGUCGCCUACGCUCCAAAUCUCGCUACUAUUCUAGCAUGCCGUUUCUUCUCCGCCAUGUUCGGGGCUUCUGUACUCGCUGUUGGUGCAGGUACAAUUGCAGAUAUCUGGGAUCUCCGAGGCACAGCAGCGGCCUUAAAUGCCAGCUGCCUUUUCCUAGCCAUGGCCUUCAUGGGCCCUGGUUUUGGUCCUUUGGUCGGGUUCUAUGUCAUAGCAGACGGUAGACACUGGAGAUGGACGAUGCUCAUUAUGUGCAUGUUGAUCCUCCCGGUCACCAUCCUUGUUUUCUUCGCUCGGGAGACCUACUCGAAGGCCAUUCUUGUAGCUGAAGCUAAAAAGCAGGGAAAAAUCAUUAAGAAACCUCCACCAAAGGAAGGUUUAAAACUACUUUUUACAGUAACUCUGUUUCGCCCCAUCAAGAUGAUAUUUUCAGAGCCGAUCGUAUGCUUCGUUUCAUUGUACAAUGGAUUUUGCUUCGCCGUUUUCUUCGCCUUCUUCGAGUCAAUUCCAUAUGUUUUGUUAUUCGAGUACCGGUCAUCUCAAAGAGGUAUGGGGAAUGCAUUCAUCUCCCUCUGGAUCGGCGUCCUGCUCGCAUCCAUCAUGUGUGCUCUCUUUGAGCGGUAUGUCUAUCAACCCCGACGGGAGACUCGCAUCGCAAAGGGCCUUCCCCCAAUACAGCCGGAGGAAAAGCUUUAUGCUGCAUUGGUGGGAUCGGUUCUUUUCCCUAUUGGGCUCUUUAUUUGGGCUUGGACUGCAAGAAGUGACAUUAACGUUAUCAUUCCGUUGAUCGGAUGCGUGUUGUUUGGUUGGGGUGCUGUUGCAACUUUCAUUGUCACGGCUGUUUAUUUGGUUCACAUUUACAACGACCUUCUUGGUGCUUCCGCCCUUGGAGCCAACAGCCUCGUCCGUUAUGUUAUGGGUGCCGCCUUCCCCCUCUUUACAGUUCAAAUGUACCGAAAUCUAGGCAUCCCUCACGCUGGAACUGUCCUGGCUGGCAUUUCUGUCGCCCUUAUGCCCCUUCCCUGGGUAAUAUUUGUUUACGGAGCAAGGCUCAGAGAGAAAAGCAAGUUUAUCAAUGAGGUGAGCGGCAAGGAGGUAGAGGACAGCGAUUCCCCAGGUGUAUAA